Messenger RNA from Lichtheimia ornata, 2445 nucleotides. RefSeq lists its product as uncharacterized. Gene Ontology annotation, biological process: ubiquitin-dependent protein catabolic process. NCBI's taxonomy places the organism in Eukaryota, Fungi, Mucoromycota, Mucoromycetes, Mucorales, Lichtheimiaceae. The record is from RefSeq and is a predicted model, not a curated record. Bases 1 to 2445 code for a protein of 814 amino acids. The transcript is spliced from 14 exons. Gene Ontology annotation, molecular function: protein binding; ubiquitin protein ligase activity.
AUGUCGAAUUCGGCACAAACGAGAACGGUCCGUCUUACGGUUAUUGCUGCAGAUGGGCUCAUCAAAAAGGAUCUCUUUUUCAAAUUGCCUGACCCAUUUGCCGUUGUCACUGUGGACGGGGAGCAAACGCAUACGACUACGGUUAUGAAAAAGACGCUCAAUCCAUAUUGGAACGAAAGCUUUGACCUCCAAGUUACGAAUCAAAGUGUGAUUGCAGUGCAAGUGUUUGAUCAGAAAAAGUUCAAAAAGAAGGAUCAAGGAUUUCUUGGAGUGAUUAACGUGCAAGUGGGCAAUGUCUUUGAUUUGGAUAUUGGUGGCGAUGAAAUGAUGACUCUCGACUUGAAGAAAUCUAAUGCAAAUGAGACCGUGCACGGCAAACUUAUUCUCAACAUUUCUACCAAUGUCAAUGCUCCUAUUCGUAAUGGCACCAAUACCCUUGUCCCAGGCACACACACUGCUGCAAGCACUAGCAGUCCUCAACCCAAUACAUCGACAUCAUCCCUCUCUCAAGCAACCUCCAAUGAUCAACGUGUCUCAUCUUCUGCUACAUCACCUUCAGUACCACCAGCAGCCGUUACUACAACAACAAAUCCAACUUCGACAACCGCAACAUCUUCAUCUGCUCGUAACAAUACCCACGAUGAACGAAACGAUUUACCACCAGGUUGGGAGAGACGAGUGGAUCAUUUGGGUCGACCUUACUACGUGGAUCACAAUACACGAACAACCACGUGGAAACGUCCUUCAGCACAAAGCGCACAGGAACAACAACAAGUGACCGAGCUUGAAAGACAACGACACAAUGCUCGUGGCCUACCCGAAGAACGUCAACCAACAGCCACAACCAGCACAAGUGGUGGAUCAAGUGGUGGUGGCGGUGGCGGUGGUGGUGAUACUUCUCAGAACCGCUUAUCUACUGCUGGAUCAAUUACUGGCACGCAGCAACAAGGGUCAUCCAAUAAUGUAUUAUCGAUGCAACAAAACAUGACAACUGCAGGAUCAGGACCACUUCCACCAGGAUGGGAAAUGCGAAGUACACCUGAAGGUCGACCCUAUUUUGUGGACCAUAAUACCCGAACGACGACGUGGGUGGAUCCUCGACGACAACAGUAUAUCAGCACUAUUGGUCCUGGAUCGAAUUUGCAAGUUCAAGUACAGCCUGUAUCACAACUUGGGCCACUACCAUCAGGAUGGGAAAUGCGUCUUACCAGCACAGGACGUGUGUACUUUGUCGAUCACAAUACCAAGACAACCACGUGGGAUGACCCGAGACUACCGAGCAGUUUGGACCAAAAUGUGCCACAAUACAAGCGUGAUUUCCGCCGCAAACUUAUCUACUUCCGAUCACAACCUGCUCUACGACCGGUACCAGGCCAAUGUCAUAUCAAAGUGCGUCGUGAACACAUUUUUGAAGACGCCUAUGCAGAGAUUAUGCGCCAAGCACCUGCCGAUUUACGCAAACGUCUCAUGAUCAAGUUUGAUGGCGAGGAUGGUUUGGAUUAUGGUGGUUUGUCAAGAGAGUUUUUCUUUUUGCUCUCUCACGAAAUGUUCAAUCCUUUCUACUGCUUGUUCGAAUAUUCGGCUCACGACAACUACACGCUGCAAAUCAAUCCUCAUUCUGGUAUCAAUCCCGAGCACUUGAACUACUUUAGGUUCAUUGGUCGUGUUGUGGGUCUUGCCAUUUUCCACCGCCGAUUCCUUGAUGCUUUCUUUAUCGUGUCGUUCUACAAGAUGAUUCUUAACAAGAAGGUGACCGUUGCUGAUAUGGAAAGUGUGGAUGCCGAAUUCUAUCGCAGUUUGCAAUGGAUCUUGGACAACGAUAUCACUGAUAUUUUGGAGCUGACGUUCUCGACUGAUGAUGAUCGAUUCGGUGAGGUGGUUACGGUGGAUCUCAAACCAGGAGGACGCGAUAUUGAAGUGACCGAGGAGAACAAAAAGGAAUACGUUGGCCUUGUCACUGAAUGGCGUAUCUCUAAGCGCGUUGAGGAGCAAUUCAAAGCUUUCAAAGAAGGUUUCAACCAAUUGAUUCCUCAAGAUUUGGUGAACGUGUUUGAUGAACGUGAGCUCGAAUUACUCAUUGGUGGUAUUGCCGAGAUCGAUGUGGAUGACUGGAAGAAGCAUACCGAUUAUCGUGGAUACACUGAACAAGAUGAUGUGAUUCAAUGGUUCUGGAAGUGUGUACGAUCAUGGGAUAGCGAAAAGAAAUCUCGAUUGCUACAAUUCACUACUGGCACGUCGCGUAUUCCUGUCAAUGGAUUCAAGGAUUUGCAGGGUAGUGAUGGCCCAAGACGUUUCACUAUUGAAAAGGCGGGAGAGGUGACACAAUUGCCCAAAGCACAUACAUGUUUCAAUCGUAUUGACAUGCCUCCAUACAAAUCAUAUGAUGCAUUGGUGGCGAAGCUCUCGAUGGCCGUUGAAGAAACCCUUGGAUUUGGUCAAGAGUAA